AAUCGCUCAUCUGCUAUCCCUCCUCGGCCCAACAGAGAGGAGCAAAACUCCUUCAUGAGGAAAUGUCUGCGCACUUAAAAUGAGAACCUAUUUUAUUUUCAAGGCACUCACCUGAAAACAAAUGUGAGGCAGGAUUCGCGUCUUUUGUUUUUCCAAGCGGCAGCUAUGAACGGGAGUAAAAAACGCUGUCAGUUAAGUAGCCUGCUAGCUAUCCGUAGUUAAUUGCUAAAGGGGUGCUAACGGCUAACCGUUUAUCUUUACUGUGUUAUUGUUAUUGAGGUAGACGUGUCUUUAAGGUAUAGUUUACGUAAGAUAUGAUGUGUUGUGUGUGGUUAAUCGGGGGGGACAUGUCGCUGAUAAACAAGUGUACUAGUAGUUGUGAGUGUUGACAGUGUAGCUUUGCCACCUGGUUCUGUUUGCUACCUGUGUUCAACAGCUAGCCACGUAAACUGCUCCUGCCUGGUGUUGACGUAGCAGCAGCAGCUAGCUUUCCUGUCCUGCUGCCAAUCUCACAUUGCCCAAUUCUUUUUAUAUUAAUUAGGAUCUCCAACUCGUUGACAAUCUCCUUAGCAAACCAAACACACCCCGAACAGCACUAAUGACAUGAAGAAGUGUGAGUCAAAAUGCUUUAGCUGGACUUGAUUGUGUUCCUGGUGCUUGUUGCAUUGAGCGGAUGAUGAAGCGGAUCAUCUGGCUGAUAUCAGGAUUAAACAGACGAAUGAUGAAGCUGCUUUUUGCCCUCGCUUUGAUCGCCUACAUUGCCUCUGUCUGGGGAACAUAUACCAACAUGAGAUCAAUACAAGAACACGGAGAAAUGAAGAUUGAGCAGAGGAUUGAUGAAGCUGUGGCUCCUCUCAGAGAGAAGAUUCGUGAUCUGGAACAAAGUUUUUCUCAGAAAUACCCACCUGUGAAAUUCCUGUCAGAAAAGGAUCGCAAGAGAAUUCUGAUCACAGGUGGGGCAGGGUUUGUGGGUUCCCACCUGACGGACAAGCUGAUGAUGGAUGGCCACGAGGUGACGGUGGUGGACAACUUCUUCACGGGAAGGAAGAGGAACGUGGAGCACUGGAUCGGCCAUGAGAACUUCGAGCUCAUCAAUCACGACGUGGUGGAGCCGCUCUAUAUUGAGGUGGACCAGAUCUAUCACCUGGCGUCUCCCGCCUCUCCUCCCAACUACAUGUACAAUCCCAUUAAGACACUCAAGACCAACACCAUUGGCACUCUGAACAUGCUUGGUUUAGCCAAGCGUGUGGGGGCCAGACUUCUGCUGGCUUCUACUUCGGAGGUCUAUGGAGAUCCAGAGGUUCAUCCACAGAACGAGGAGUACUGGGGCCACGUGAAUCCAAUCGGUCCUCGUGCGUGCUACGAUGAGGGGAAGCGCGUGGCAGAGACCAUGUGUUACGCCUACAUGAAACAGGAGGGCGUGGAGGUGAGGGUGGCGAGGAUCUUCAACACGUUUGGCUCCCGGAUGCACAUGAAUGAUGGACGAGUGGUCAGCAACUUCAUCCUGCAGGCUCUGCAGGGAGAGCCGCUCACUGUGUAUGGUUCAGGUUCCCAAACAAGAGCCUUUCAGUAUGUAAGUGAUCUGGUGAAUGGCCUGGUUCUGUUGAUGAACAGCAACAUCAGCAGCCCCGUCAAUCUGGGCAACCCAGAGGAACAUACCAUAUUGGAGUUCGCUCGUCUCAUAAAAAGUCUUGUCAGUAAGGCAUCCGAUCGAUCCAAGUAUAUGUCUUUGAGCAGAAGUCAGAUCCAGUUCCUUCCGGAGGCUCAGGACGACCCCCAGAGGAGAAGACCUGACAUCCGAAAAGCCAACAUGAUGCUCGGCUGGGAGCCGGUGGUACCUCUGGAGGAAGGCUUGAACAAAACCAUCCAGUACUUCAGCCGGGAGCUGGAGCACCAGGCCAACAACCAGUACAUCCCCAAACCUAAAGCCGCCCGCAUGAAGAAAGGAAGACCCCGACACAACUGAGGAAGAGUUCCCCCCCCCCCCCACACACACACACACACACACACAGAAGUAUGUUAAAAACUCCUCAGAGGACCCUCGAAGAGCGACUCUCUGAAACACACUGUUGAGAAAAGCACACAUGUUGUGUCUCUUUUUUUUUUGAGAAGUAGAGACGGUUCUCUCUUUCAAAGUGUUGCGAUGGAGCUGCACUGUGGGGGAAAGAGCUCUCCACACAGGAGCUCAAGUGUUGAAAGGACAAGUUUGAAGAAAUCUGAACCCAGCCUCCCUUGUUUUUGUGAAUUUUUUUGCUUUUUUGCUAUUUAAAAAUGCAGAUGUGAGAAUCAUGCUUCAUUUAUUUUAUCUGUUUUAUGGCGUUUUGUCUGCAGAGGUGAACUACCUGACUGCUUUUCCACUGGAAGCUUGUGACCUCUCAUCAGUGGCGUGUCGGCUGUUCAGAGCUCUGCAGGGCGAAGAAUCAGCAUCUUUACGUGUUUGUCAGAACAUCAUCGUGCUGUACUUUGUGAAAACUCAUGUCAGGGUGUGCUUUAUCAAUAUCCGAUGAAGAUGCUAUUUUAAUAAAAUAUUUCCAAUA
Gymnodraco acuticeps is the source of this 2537-nucleotide messenger RNA. It is a transcript of the gene uxs1, whose product is annotated as UDP-glucuronate decarboxylase 1. The record is from RefSeq and is a predicted model, not a curated record. The transcript is spliced from 15 exons. Gene Ontology annotation, cellular component: cytoplasm. NCBI's taxonomy places the organism in Eukaryota, Metazoa, Chordata, Actinopteri, Perciformes, Bathydraconidae. Gene Ontology annotation, molecular function: UDP-glucuronate decarboxylase activity; NAD+ binding. The coding region runs from base 674 to 1966 and encodes 430 amino acids. Gene Ontology annotation, biological process: D-xylose metabolic process.